Molecule: messenger RNA, 734 nt
Organism: Oenanthe melanoleuca
Lineage: Eukaryota; Metazoa; Chordata; Aves; Passeriformes; Muscicapidae
Product: avidin-like
Exons: 5
Coding region: 50-604 (184 amino acids)
Molecular function (GO): biotin binding
Source: RefSeq, a predicted model, not a curated record
CGGGCACGGCGUGAUUUGCUGCCAGCGCUGCAUCCCGAGCUGCAUCCCGAUGAGCCGCCGCGUCCUCUCCGCUCUCGCCGUGCCUGCGGGGGUGUGCCUGGCCGCGGCCGCGGCGGGCUUCCAGUCCCUCUGCCAGGAAGCUGAGCAACCUGGGGAGAAAAAGGCCAGUGAGAAAAAGGCAACCAAAAGCAGGUGGUCUCUGAGCAGUCUGGGGAAAGGCACAAGGGAUAUCAAGACGUGUAACCUGACGGGCUGGUGGGAGAAUGAUCUGGGCUCCAAGAUGAAAGUGUUUGAGGUUGGCAACGACGGGACCUUCUCUGGUGAGUACCACACUGCAGUGUCAAGCACCAAGAAACCCAUCCAGCCAUCUCCACUGACCGGCUCCCAGCAUCUGGAUGAGGAUGGACAGUGCACCUUCGGCUUCACUGUCAACUGGAAGAAGUUUUCAGACUCCACAGCUGUCUUCGUGGGCCAGUGCUUCAAUGGGGAUGAUGGGAAGGAGGUCCUGCACACCUCCUGGUUGCUUCGGGAGAAAGUUGACUCAGAGUCAGAUGACUGGAAAGCCACCAGGACCGGCCGCAACACCUUCACUCGAAUAGGCUGAAAGGAGGGAGAAGAAUCUAAUUCUGGACACACGUGAGGAACAUGAGUCCCCUCAGCAGGAUCAGAGUUUCCAGCUCUGGAGGGACAUGUCGCAAAACACACCAAAUAAAAUUAAAGAUAUUUAAACACAA